GCUUCCCUAAAGCCAAGGAGCCCAGUGUUAAAACUGCCUGUGUCUGUAAUGGCUUAUCUGGACUGAGGCCCUGGUCAUCACACAGCCACAUAGUACUCACGGACAGAGGAGAUUCUGAGGGCCAACUUUGAUUGGCAGUCCCUUGCACUGUUAUUACUUGUUUCUUCUCGCCCUGGUUGGUUCAUGUCAACGGCAGAUAUUGAAUUUGGCUGUGGAUUAUUCUGACACAUCGGCAGCCCAGGAUUCAGUUUUAGGGGAUGUGAGAUAUUUCAUUAGCUGUUGUACUUUUGACAAGAAGCUGAUAGCUGAUAAGGGUCUGUUUUCACUCUAUGAGCAGAUGUCAGUAGAGUAUGGUUGUAUGGUAUCCUUCUAAACCUCCCAGUCGUUCCACACACCACCAUGAAUGAGUCAGUAGAAUCCCCAUCAUCAUCACAACCUGUGGACCAGGAACAGUCAUUCCCCUGCCCUGCUGCCACAGCUCCUCGCAAACCAUUCCAGCUCCAGGAGAGACGGGGCUCCAAUGUGUCCCUGGUGCUGGACGUGAGCAGUCUCAGCCUGGGUGCGGUGGAGCCCUUGUGCUCCAUCUCCACCCCCAGAGAGACCCUCCUCCACCUGCUGAGGACCUCAACACGCCCUCUGACCCCCUCUCAGCUGCAGGAGGCAUCUGACGAGACCAGCAGGCUGAACUCAGAGUACCAGAAGAUUCCUCCAAACUUUGUCAACCCUGCAGAGCUGGACAUUCCAGGACACGCCUUAAAAGACAGAUACAAGACCAUACUGCCAAAUCCUGAGACCCGCGUGUGUCUGAGAAACCCUGCAGCAGAGGAAGCGGGUGAUACUGGGAGAUACAUCAAUGCAAACUACAUAAAGGGUUACAAUGGUGCACCCAGAGCCUACAUCGCCACCCAGGGCCCCAUGCUCAACACUGUGCAUGACUUCUGGGAGAUGGUGUGGCAGGAGGGAUCCACCACCAUUGUCAUGAUCACCAAGCUAAAGGAGAAGAACGAGAAGUGCGAGCUUUACUGGCCAGAGAAGGACGGCAGCUAUGGCAGAUUUGAGGUCAGAGUGUCCAUUGUGAAAGAAUGUGAUGGCUACACCAUUCGAGAUAUGAUUAUACAGGUGGGCUCAGAGAACAGGCAGGUAAGACACUACUGGUACUCCACAUGGCCAGACCACCAGACCCCAGACUGCACUGGGCCCCUGCUCAGACUGGUGGUGGAUGUGGAUGAACACAGGCAGUCCAUACCCAGCCCAGGACCCACCAUCGUCCACUGCAGUGCAGGGAUUGGCAGAACAGGUUGUUUCAUCGCCAGCAGCAUUGGAUGCCUACAGCUGCAACACACUAGUAAGGUUGAUGUGCUUCGGAUCGUCUGUAAGCUACGCCUGGAUAGGGGUGGUAUGAUCCAGACCAGUGAGCAGUACCAGUUCCUGUACCUCACCCUGGCUCAGUACAGUAGGCAGCUGGGGAACACAGACAGUGGCUCAGAGAGCCCUGUCCCCAUCCAGACCACUAAAACUACGGGGACAUGCGGUGACAGAGAAAGCCCAGCUAAAACUUGAUAUUUCCACAUGGGGGAAUAAGCUCCUGGAAAUCUGCUCACACACGGUGUCCAUCUCAUCCUCUUGACCGUGACAUUGAUUGUGGCAUUUUGAUGGGCAUGUGAUGUGGUACUCACCGCACCAUGCAGUUUGAAUUUUAUUGAACGUCAUUAGUAUUAAUAUUGUCCAUAUUUGCUACCAUGAUAAUAAAAACAAGUAUUAUGCAUAAUGUCCUUGGCUCUAAUUAGAC
Messenger RNA from Oncorhynchus tshawytscha (Chinook salmon), 1789 nucleotides. RefSeq names its product tyrosine-protein phosphatase non-receptor type 7-like. NCBI's taxonomy places the organism in Eukaryota, Metazoa, Chordata, Actinopteri, Salmoniformes, Salmonidae. Bases 400 to 1560 code for a protein of 386 amino acids. Gene Ontology annotation, molecular function: protein tyrosine phosphatase activity. The record is from RefSeq and is a predicted model, not a curated record. Gene Ontology annotation, biological process: protein dephosphorylation. The transcript is spliced from 12 exons.